AUGUGGCCCGAGGAAGAUGAAGAUAUGGAGUUAGAUUCACCAAAAACACCUCUGUUCAAAUUCAUCAAAAGUAAGAUGACGUAUUCCGGAAGCGACGUCACUCUUAAUAAACAUGAUAGAAUCCAUGUCAAAAAUCGUGAGGAAGCCAACUCUUUACCUCUAGGGGAUCGAAUAAAUCUACGUAAAGAGUUCAUACAACGUAGACGGUGGGUUGUUGAUUUAGAAUUCGUCUUUGCGAUGGCUGGUAUAAUUUUGAUGAUGAUUGAAACGGAACUUUAUAUUACACACAACAUAUCAAAAACGAGUGUGAUUUCCCUGGGCAUCAAAUGUAUUAUCUCAGUCACAACCGCCGCCCUCCUUGUUACCAUAUGUAUCAACUACUACACGGUGAUACAAAUCAAAGUACUCGAUGUCGGAGUUAAAGAUUGGAAAUGCGUAAUUACGACUUGGAUGGUUUGUAGUUUACUUGUAGAAAUUAUAGUGUGUGUUCCACAUCCGUUUCCGGGUGACUAUAACAUUGUGUAUACAUCACCUGUGGGUAGCAAACGAUUGGUCAGUAUUGACGCGGUAUUGUCAAUUCUAAUGAUGACCAGACUGUAUUUGGUUGGUAAAUUCGCCGUUGUGCACAGCCGAUUAUUGACAGACACGUCCACAAGUAGUAUUGGAACACUUAGCAAAGUGAAAAUCAACACGAAGUUUGUUUUCAGGGCUGCAAUGACUAACAGACCAGGAAUGCUGAUAUUUUUAGUCAUGGUGAUCACGUUCCUUGUAAACACGUGGGCAAUGAGAACCUGCGAGAUUUAUUAUGAACCAUCGAACAGCAAGAAUACUUACUUGGAAACUAUGUGGCUGGUUGCCAUUACUUUCCUUACAGUCGGGUAUGGCGACGCCACGCCCAGUAGUUACUGCGGCAGGUACAUUUCCAUAAUCACAGGUAGUAUGGGUGUAGUCACAACAGCUCUUCUCGUUGCCAUGUUGGCGAGAAAUCUAGAACAAUCUCGAGAAGAAAAGUACGUAUUUAAUUUCGUGUCAAGGAUGCAAAUCGAGAGCCGCAAGAAAAAUGCAGCUGCAAAUGCCAUCAAAAACGUUCUGAAAAUAUGGUCAUUGAGAAAACAUGGCGCAGGUGAAAGUAAGGACAUAAGGAAAUAUACCGACCGUUUAAAACAUGCACUGAAGGAAAUUAACGUUGCUAGAGAAGAAAUGGAUCAUAUUGGAGACGGAAUGCUGGGAAUGGUGGACGUAGCACACACGGUAGACCGGAUCGGUACGGUAGUGGACAGGAACGCUCACGGACAGAAUAAGCUGGAGAUGAGAAUUAAUUCUCUUGAUAUGCGACUCUCCAACAUCGAAGACAAAUUAAAUGAAAUAAGAACACUUCUGUCAGCAAAGUUUAGGUAG
Ylistrum balloti is the source of this 1398-nucleotide messenger RNA. Its product is annotated as small conductance calcium-activated potassium channel protein 3-like. Gene Ontology annotation, biological process: potassium ion transmembrane transport. The transcript has a single exon. Gene Ontology annotation, cellular component: neuronal cell body; plasma membrane; neuron projection. Gene Ontology annotation, molecular function: calmodulin binding; small conductance calcium-activated potassium channel activity. Bases 1 to 1398 code for a protein of 465 amino acids. NCBI's taxonomy places the organism in Eukaryota, Metazoa, Mollusca, Bivalvia, Pectinida, Pectinidae. The record is from RefSeq and is a predicted model, not a curated record.